This is a messenger RNA of Chanos chanos (milkfish), 3246 nucleotides long. It is a transcript of the gene zbtb21, whose product is annotated as zinc finger and BTB domain containing 21. NCBI's taxonomy places the organism in Eukaryota, Metazoa, Chordata, Actinopteri, Gonorynchiformes, Chanidae. Gene Ontology annotation, biological process: regulation of transcription by RNA polymerase II. Gene Ontology annotation, cellular component: nucleus. The transcript is spliced from 2 exons. Gene Ontology annotation, molecular function: DNA-binding transcription factor activity, RNA polymerase II-specific; protein binding. The coding region runs from base 66 to 3179 and encodes 1037 amino acids. The record is from RefSeq and is a predicted model, not a curated record.
CGCAACUCUGAAAUAAAGUCGUGUUUUGGUGCUCCGUGGGAAUAAAAACACACUACAAAGCCAAAAUGGAGAGCUUGGUGCAUUACAGCAACCCUGCGCAUGCCAUUUCGCUGCUGGGUGUCCUCAAUGAGCAGCGACUGAAAGGCCAACUUUGUGACAUUGUGCUUGUCGUGGGGGACCAGAGGUACCAGGCCCACAGGAGUGUGCUCGCAGCAAGCAGUGAGUAUUUUCAAUCUCUGUUUGCCAGGAGGGACUCGGAGCACCGUACGGCUGUCCAGCUUGACUUCUGCGAGCCAGAGGCCUUUGAGAUAGUGCUGAACUACAUCUACUCAUCCUCACUGUUUGUGGAUAAAUGCAGCUUGGCUGCCAUCCAAGAGCUUGGUUACAGUUUAGGAAUUCCCUUCCUGACCAACAUCAUGUACACAAGACCUCAGGUGUCCUACUGCGUUUCCAGGAAGAGAAUGUCCUUUUCAGAAGAGGACGACAGCACUUACCAGAAGAGGAGCGUUAUCGUACGACAAGGACACGGCGAUCAGCCCGACGUGGGCAUCUCGCAUCGGAGAGCUUUACAUCAGCACGGAAAAGCACUCAAACAGUCUACCCCAAUGAGCACCGAGGAGACCCCACCUACCCACCCUUUCAAAGAACGAGGCAAUUUUUCAGGGCAUGCAAAAUCAAAUGCAACUGAGAGAAGCGCUCCUAUUAUCAGCAGAACAUCUGAAAAACUCUCAAAAGAGUCUGAUUCUAAACCUAUUAGUUCUACUCCAGCCUCAAUCCUGAAAGGACAAGCAACAACAACACCAUCUGUCAGGCCACAGUUGACCUCCUCUGUAUCUUUUAGUGAAUCCCAAAUACAUUAUGCAAGAUUACCACCGGAUCCAGCUUGUGACGCAGCAGAGGACCAGUUGGAGCCGUUGUACAGUGCCAAGCCAGCUUUUUCAAGCCAUCAAGGUGAAAACAAACAAACUGUUGACAGGAGUGGCCCGCUUAUUAAAAGUCUUCUGCGUAGGUCCUUAUCUAUGGAUAGCCCUGUUCCUGUCUUCUCUCCAGCUCUUGAGCUGAAAGAUUCGCAAAGCAGAGAACAGUCUGUGGUAAAACUGGUGUCAAAAAGGACAGAGUCACCUCCCUCAGAGAGCAAGCAUCAGGCAACAAAGGGUGUUCCGCCACUGAUACUCAGGUCGACAGAGUCUGACACAUGUAAGAAAGAAGACGCUCAGGGAGCUGAGGUUCAUGUGAAAACAGAACCGAGCAGCCCUCUGGCUGACCCCUCUGAUAUCAUUCGUAUUACGGUUGGAGAUAAUUUACCGGUAAACCUCAGAGACUUUCAGAUGAACUUUGAUGAGAGCUCCAGAGGCUACAUCAAUCAUUCUGCAAAGAGGAAGGUCAAAAUGGACAGUAACAGCAGCCCAUAUAAGAGGUCGAGGGGUAAAAAUGAAGCUCACCUUGCACAGGACGAUGGCACGCUUGCCGAUGCAUCUUUCCAUUCCAAAGUGGACAACGGUAAUGAGGAGCCAGGUGAAUUGAGGCCAAACAAAAUGUUUAAAUGCUGGAACUGUCUGAAAGUAUUCAGAUCAAAUGCAGGUCUGUAUCGUCACGUCAACAUGUAUCACAACCCAGAAAAGCCGUACGCCUGUGAUAUCUGUCACAAGCGUUUCCAUACCAACUUCAAAGUCUGGACCCACUGCCAAACACAGCACGGCGUUGUACAAAACCCUGCCCCCUCCUCUAGCGCCUACUCAGUGUUGGAUGAAAAAUUUCAGAGGAAGUUGAUUGAUAUAGUACGUGAGCGUGAAAUAAAGAAGGCCUUGAUUUUGAAGCUCAGGAGAAAUAAACAAGUUUUGCAAUCUCAACCAUUCGGGAAAAAAAGUCGAAGGUCAAGAUCUACCUAUGGGUGCCCUUACUGUGGAAAAAUCUUCUGGUUUCAGUCCCAGUUUAAGCAGCACCUCAAAAUGCAUUCACCAGAGAAAUCUAACCAAGACGGAGAGGGGGAGAGUGAUGUGCACGAGAAGCGAGACCAGGUAGAUCCCCUUAAAGUGAACCAAGGAAACGAUGUGUACUCUUGUAGACUGUGCAGUGAGAAACUUUCUUCUCCAACUGAACAAGGGGAGCAUGAGAGGGGUUGCAGGUAUGCAACUGUUUGCCCCUAUUGUGGACUCAGAUUCUCUAGCACAUUAGUUAAAAAAGACCACGAGGCCCAUUGCAAGUACAAAAAGCUGACUUGCCUUGAGUGCAUGCGAACUUUUAAAUCCUCCUUCAGCAUAUGGCGGCACCAGGUAGAGGUUCACAACCACAACAUGAUGACUGUUAGGGAGCAACUCACCCUUAGCCACCAGGAGAAUAGUGGUGAAGCCAAAGACCCCAUAGCUCCAACCCCUUCCGAGGAGCACACUGGAGCAGGCAACUCCAGAGAGGACACCGCCGUUUAUAGCGACUCCUCAGCUCCACCUAUGUUUGAUUCAGAAGAUUCCUCGUCGUACGUCCCAGAGGACCUCAGCACUGGGCACCAUCAGGGAGAACUGCAGGUGAAGGAGGAGCCGCAAGAAGAGGCGGUCUCCGACCGGGAGACCGCGGCCGCCGUGCCCGUCGAGUCUGAAGAGCGAGACGUGUGGCCGUGUGAGAAAUGCGGCAAGCUCUUCAGGACGCACAAAGAUCUGGAACGACAUCAGGAGCUGCUGUGUCACAUCAAACCUUUCAUCUGUCACAUCUGCCACAAAGCUUUCAGGACCAACUUUCGCUUGUGGAGCCACUACCAAUCUCACAUGUCCACACCUGACGAACUUGGGACGAGAGGGUUCGACAGGCGACCGUCAUCUCCAUCUCCUUCGCCGCCCCUGUCCACGCCCACCACUGCAGGGCCUCCUGCACAGCCGGCAUCUCCACCCAAAGUUCCCCAGCCUCGGGACUUGAAAGUGACCCCCACUGAAGAGGAGCCUAGCGGCUCUUCCUCGAUUACCAAACACCAGAGGCCGGAGCAGGACAAACUAGAGGAUAAUGAUGCCUCUCUGGCCAAGGUGGAUACCACAGAUAAGCCUCUUGCACCUCAGGAAUCAGACACGUUGUUUUACCAUGCCCCCACUCUCUCAGCCCUAACAUUUAAGCGGCAGUAUAUGUGUAAGCUCUGUCACAGGACCUUCAAGACUGCAUUCAGUCUCUGGAGCCAUGAACAGAGUCACCUGUAAGGUUGCUAUGGCAAGUAUUAAACUCGUUCUAGCUGCUAAAUUGUAGCCCAUUUCAACAAUAUUUGUA